Molecule: messenger RNA, 2649 nt
Organism: Tripterygium wilfordii
Lineage: Eukaryota; Viridiplantae; Streptophyta; Magnoliopsida; Celastrales; Celastraceae
Product: 3-hydroxyisobutyryl-CoA hydrolase 1-like
Exons: 22
Coding region: 1370-2527 (385 amino acids)
Biological process (GO): L-valine catabolic process
Molecular function (GO): 3-hydroxyisobutyryl-CoA hydrolase activity
Source: RefSeq, a predicted model, not a curated record
UACCCGACAAUUCCAAAGAAUUCCAGAUCCCACCAGAGUCUCACUCUUCUUUCGAUCUACCUUUUUUUCGGUUCAUGCAUCUUCUCUGACAUAGCUUUCGUCUGUUUGUUGUCUUGAUGAUAGCUCCCUGUUGCUUCUCCUACCUCAGCUUCGCUGAGGUCCUUGAGCGUGUGUGGUUUGCAAAGCGAUUCACUGCGGGUGUUAGGCGGGGUUUGUGGUGUUUUAGCACUAAGUGCAGGUAUAUGGUUUUUUGGUGUUUGUCUGAUUGCUAUAAACACUAAAAAUGAUUUUGGAUACUAUGCGAUGCUACUUCGACAACCAGGAGUCAGCUUAUGUUCUGGGCAUUCUUUCGGGAUUGUGCUAUGGGUGUAAGGCGGAUUUGUGAGACUGUGUUCGAUCUCCUUUUGUUUUGCAAGUACGUGUGUCAAUUGUUCGACUUACUGCGGCUCAGUUAGCUUCGUUUGGAGAAGUACCCUGAACCCAAUUCCUAAUGUAUGUUCUUAUCGUUAAUUAUCUUUGCGGUCAAGAUGCUGCAUUUUCUAUUGUACGGAUUAUCCACUUAUUUGUGUGUAAAGAAAGGCGAGCUGAAAUUUUCUUCAUCACAAAGAGAAGAAGAGGCCUUUCCAAGAAAGCUCAAGAGCUCUCAUCGUCUUCUCUACAACAGGAAAGCUCUUUUAGUACUCCAGUACAAGAUUUUUCUCUCCUAUUUCCUUUUUGGACUCACUUUGUUUUUCACAAUGGUUCGAUGGUAUCUGUCUAUGUGUCUACUUUUUGGAUAAUAUGCAUAGGUUUGUUCUGGCAUUAUUUUUGGUUUUCUCAGCUGAUAAACAAUUUUGUUAUGUCUUCCUUUGAUUAUUUUGUACCAGCCCCUACAAUUUAUGUUGGAGUUGGCUGCUAUGCUGCUAUCUCAAAUGGUUAUUGAGAAGAGAUGGUUAGUUGUGCGAAGAACAACUAUGUUCCUGAUUCUGUAGGCCUUGACAUACAUUUCUGCAAAUAAUAUGCUUGCUCUGAAGAAGUACCUGAACUCCAAGAUACGGGAGGACCAGCGAAGGUGCACUCGGUGUUAGAAGUGGACCGGGUAACUAGAAGAGCUCAAAUUGCUGCAGCAAUGGGGAUUACAGUCCUCGCACUACUUGCUGGAGUGUUGACACAGCUAGAUAUCAUUUGAUAAACAUACACACAUGUCGGGCAGCCAGCGGAACUGGGUCCAUGGUAUUUUUCGAGGAAGGAGAUUGCAUAGAGCUCCCUUUCAUUGCUUGCUUGGUGCAAGUGAAUGGUGAUGGCCAGAAAGACAAAAAUAGACAUUGUUCUUCAAUUGCGACCGGUGGGAACUUAUUGGCAAAAUUCGUCCAAUUGAUAUUAAUCUCUCAUGGCUUUGCCUUUGCGUCUCAAAUUUGACAUGGAUUAUUAUAACCAGGUUCUAUUUGAAGGAAACUCGUGUGUGAAAAAAUUUAUUCUCAACAGACCCCAUAAGUUAAAUAGCCUCAAUUAUCACAUGGUCUCUCAGAUGACACAGAAGUUGAAACAAUAUGAGAGUGACCCAAACGUUAAACUUGUGAUAUUGAAGGGGAAGGGAAAAGCAUUCUGUGCUGGUGGGGAUGUUGUAUCAGCGUAUAUUUGUAUUAUGGCAGGACAUUGGGUCAUGGCUGCAAAAUUCUAUGAGAAACAACUCAUCUUGGACCAUAUAAUUGCUACGUAUAAAAAGCCCUUGAUUGCAAUGGUUGAUGGAAUUGUGAUGGGAGGUGGAGCUGGGUUAUCAAUGAAUGCGACUUUCAGGGUUGUAACUGAGAAUACUGUGUUUGCCAUGCCAGAAGCGGAAAUAGGACUUUUUACUGAUGUGGGUGCAUCAUAUUUUCUUUCCAGGCUUCCAGGACACUUGGGAGAAUACUUGGCUCUUACUGGAGCUCGAAUAAAUGGAAGAGAAAUGGUUGGAUGUAGCCUUGCAACUCAUUUUGUCCUGUCAAAGAAUCUCCCUUUGUUGGAAAGUGCACUGGAGAAGGUGACUUCUGGUGAUAAAGCUGCAUUUUCUGAGAUCAUCAGCAAAUUUUCAGAGGAAACAGGAGUAGAAGAAGAUGGUUUUUUCAAUAGAAGGUUGGAUAUUAUCAACAAAUGUUUCUCAAGGAAAACAGUUGAGGAGAUACUAUCAUCACUGGAACAGGAUAAUGGACAAGAAGAGUGGAUUCUCAAUGCAAUAAACUCGAUGAAGUCAUCUUGUCCAUUAAGUCUCAAGAUUUCUUGUAGAUCGAUAAGAGAAGGAAGAGUUCAAGCUGUUGAACAAUGCCUCAUUCGCGAAUACACCAUUUUUUGCAACAUAGUGAGAAGAACAGUUAGCAAUGAUUUCUUUGAGGGUUCGAGGGCAAUGUUACUGGAAAAAGACAAGAAACCUAAGUGGGAGCCUUCAAAACUAGAGCUAGUUAGUGAGGAAAUGGUCGAGAAAUGUUUUGCUAAAAUUGAUGAAGAUGGCUGGGAAUUUCUGAAGUUUCCUGUGAGACUCUACUCAGUUGAUGAUGUCAGGGCAAGACUUUGAAACUGGAAACUCAUGCUAGCUAGCUACUUUGGUUUUAAAUACAGUUAGAAUGUGAGACCUAUGUUUUUUAAUUAGCGAAUGAUGAGUAGAUUAAUAAUACAUAAGACACUCUCUACUCUUCA